Funneliformis geosporum is the source of this 1035-nucleotide messenger RNA. Lineage: Eukaryota; Fungi; Glomeromycota; Glomeromycetes; Glomerales; Glomeraceae. The record is from the annotation of a GenBank genome assembly.
AUGAAGUUAUCAAAUUUAAAUUCAAUAUUAAUUCUUGCGGUAUCAUUCCUCAAGUUUUCGUCGGCACAAAAAAAUCUUGAUGCCUCUCCAUUAAUCAUUUCAUCCAAUUCAGAAUUCGGAGGAGCAAUUGAAGGUGCAUCGGUGGAUGUGAAUGGGGAGAUGUUCGCAACAAAUUUUGACGCAAAGUCAUUUGAAAUUGGUAGAAUUACACCAUCACAAUCUCUUUAUCAUACUUCUACAUCAAUAGGAACAUCAUUUAAUGGUAUAAGAUUCAUUCCAUUAACAAAAUCGCAAGUUGAACAAGGUAUUAAAAGUGUAGCCUUCUUGGCCAAUCCAAAAGAAAAUCAAAUUGCGAAAAUCGUUGAAGACAAGGAUGGCAAUAUUGUACAAAGUGUAUUCUGUAAAGAUAAAACUUUAUUCUUGCCAAAUGAUGUAGCGUUUAGUUAUGAUAAUAGUAAAAUUUAUAUUUCUGCACAAAAUUUUACGGACGACACUGUUAUAGGUGAUGGAGGAUUAUGGAUUUGUGAUGGUAAAAGUGGUGAAAUAAUACAACUUGAAUCAUUAGGCAGAACAAAUGGUGUAGAAGUGUCUCCUAAUGAAACAACUUUAUACCUUUCGGAGGCUUUUAAUAAAGGUGGUAAAGUGAUAUCCAAUAAGAUUUGGAAAUUUAACAUUGAUAAAGGUACGGGGAAAGUAUCUAAUCAAGAACUUUUCGUAGAUUUUGAAAAGUUAGAUGGUACUCAAGCUGUUGAUAUUGAUGGUAUGAGGACUGAUAUUGAUGGGAAUUUAUAUGUUACAAGAAAUGGUGAAGGUCAAGUUGUAGUAUUUUCCCCUAAAGGUUCAAUAUUAUCUAGAAUUAAGUUAAGUUCUAUUAUCAAAACUACCAAUUUGGAAUUUGGCGGUAAAGAUGGUAAAACUUUGUUCAUUGUUGGUGCUUGUAAAGAUGACGAUACGAAAGGUUGUGUAGAUACCAUUCAAAAUGAUAUACCUGGUAGAGCGUUUUCUGCUUUAAAAUCUCUAAAUGGAAAGAGUUAA